This is a messenger RNA of Aspergillus heteromorphus CBS 117.55, 1438 nucleotides long. RefSeq lists its product as uncharacterized. Bases 132 to 1409 code for a protein of 425 amino acids. NCBI's taxonomy places the organism in Eukaryota, Fungi, Ascomycota, Eurotiomycetes, Eurotiales, Aspergillaceae. The transcript has 2 exons. The record is from RefSeq and is a predicted model, not a curated record.
CCAGAAAUCUAUAUAAACAGCUCCGAUACUCCGCAUCAACAUGAGUAUCAAAUCUGCCUCGAAAAAAGAGCCAGCAUUGCCCGCAAGGAUUCCCAAUCUCUUCGAUAGCCUUAUUCCACCGGUGUGAAAAGAUGGAGUAUCUAAUUGACGGGCAGCUAGCAAAGUCGGUCACUGCUUCUGCCCUUGGCAUGUCAACGGUUGACUGCAGCGACAUGAUGGAUGAGGGAGAUAGCUGGUCCUUUGCGGUCGAGCUGCUCGACCCCGUCACCCCACGCUCCCUCAGGGAACGCCUCAAUCGGCGGGAACCGGGUAUUCUCUCUAUUCCACAGGGCACAGAGCGCGUUGUCAUUCGCUUCCCAAAUCCCCGGUGGAAAAGUGAUGCCGAUACUAGCAACUGGGCCGGGCAACGAGUAGCGUCAAUGGCUCUAGCGGCCCGCGCUCUGGAGUUCACCGAGUUCGAAACCAUUGUGCCAGCUGUUUAUGCCUGGAGUGAGGGUAGUCCCCAUGACCCUACAUUCGUGAUCGAGGAGUACCGUCCUGAGUUGAGGCUGUCUGAUUAUUUUGACGGGCUGGACGAGACACGGCAAGCUGAUGUCCUUCGAGACUUUGCGGCAAUUACCAGGUAUUUCCAAGCCUAUGUCCUUCCAUGGGGCCUCCAAGGUUACGGAAGCUUGGCCUUUGAUGCCAACGGCCGACUUACCCUGUCGGGGUCCCAUUUGAUACCAGGUAGGCCUGGCCCCUUUGGGAACUUCCGAGACUGUCUGAGUGCUCGGGCACAACGGUCCUGGGAAGUUUGUGAAGAUCAUUGGUCGGCUAAAGAAAAUUGGCCUUUGCUGAGCCGUGUCAGGGAAUUUUAUAUCACAAAGAACGAGGAGCUAUUGGAUGCCUUCAAAGACAUGCAAAUGACUGCCUUCAUUCAUUGCGGCCUCGAUCUGCAGAACGUUCUAUAUGAUCCCCAGAAGGGUAAGAUCACGACUCUGAUGGAUUAUGGGCGUUGUCGGAUCGACCACCCACUCUUUGAAUAUUUUAAUUCUUUCAGUUCGAUAAUGGGGAAACUUUUCUAUCCCUUCGAUGCGCACCUACAAUUCCUUGUUGAGUGCGUCCUAGAGGGGUUUCCAGUAGAAGAGUGCCCCAUCGAUGACCUGGACAGGUCCUACCUUGCAACCUCGGAAAACAACAUGAGUAAACGCUAUGCUGUCGGCAAGAAGUUCCAUGGCCAGCUCGAGUUUCAUGAUGCCGAUGUCCUCACGCCUUGGAAAACCACGCAAGCAAAGCAGUUGUGUUAUCUUUUGGGCAUUUAUGAUGCUAUGAGAGGUCGAUGCAGGGUUGCUUGUGGUUUAUCUGCGGCGGAGGCUGAAGAACAGAAGGAAGAGAUCCUGAAGAAGUAUCUCGCAUAUUAUGGAUCUUAACCCAUUCGUCCCGGGGAUCCGGUUUUGUG